Messenger RNA from Panthera uncia (snow leopard), 7099 nucleotides. RefSeq names its product CTD phosphatase subunit 1 (gene CTDP1). Bases 192 to 3053 code for a protein of 953 amino acids. Gene Ontology annotation, molecular function: RNA polymerase II CTD heptapeptide repeat phosphatase activity. The record is from RefSeq and is a predicted model, not a curated record. Lineage: Eukaryota; Metazoa; Chordata; Mammalia; Carnivora; Felidae. The transcript has 13 exons. Gene Ontology annotation, cellular component: nucleus.
CGUCAGACGCUGUCCCGGAAGUUGGCGCGGGCCGGGCGGCGGGUGGAAGCCGGUGCCGGAGCGCGAAUUGCAGCGCCGUCGCCUUCACUGCCUGGGCCGGGGUCGCCGGCCUGCUCGCCCGUCCGCGAUGGGGACCGGGCCCUGAGCGCCCCGCCCGGCCUCCCUUUCCACAGCGAACCCGCCCGGCCACGAUGGAGGCGCCUUCAGCGGGCCCCCUUCCCGCCGAGGGCGGCCCGCCGGUGGCCGUGGCCGAGGUGCGCUGCCCGGGCCCCGGGCCGCUGCGCCUGCUCGAGUGGAAGGUGGCGGCGGGCGCGGCCGUGCGUAUCGGCUCCGUGCUGGCCGUUUGUGAGGCCGCCGCUUCCGCGCCGCCCGCCGGUCCCGCCCCUGCCCGCGCUGGCUCCGGGGGCUGUGUGCGAGCCGAGCGAAGGCUGAGGUCCGAGCGCGCCGGCGUGGUGCGGGAGCUGUGCGCGCAGCCGGGCCAGGUGGUGGCCCCUGGGACCGUCCUGGUGCGGUUGGAAGGCUGUAGCCACCCGGUUGUCAUGAAAGGCUUGUGUGCCGAGUGUGGCCAAGACCUGACCCAGUUGCAGAGUAAGAACGGGCAGCAGCAGGUGCCUCUGUCCACGGCCACAGUGUCCAUGGUGCACAGCGUCCCAGAGCUGAUGGUGAGCUCCGAGCAAGCCAAGGAGCUGGGAAGGCAAGACCAGCAGCGGCUACAUCGAAACAGAAAGCUGGUGCUCAUGGUCGACUUGGACCAGACGCUGAUCCACACGACAGAACAGCAUUGCCAGCAGAUGUCAAACAAAGGUAUCUUUCACUUCCAGCUGGGCCGCGGCGAGCCGAUGCUGCACACGCGUGUUCGUCCGCACUGCAGGGAGUUUCUGGAGAAGAUCGCCAGGCUGUACGAGCUACACGUCUUCACGUUUGGGAGCCGGCUGUACGCUCACACCAUCGCAGGCUUUUUAGACCCUGAGAAGAAGCUUUUUUCUCAUCGAAUAUUAUCGAGGGAUGAAUGUAUUGACCCAUUUUCUAAAACAGGAAACCUUAGAAAUCUCUUUCCCUGUGGAGACUCAAUGGUGUGCAUUAUUGAUGACCGGGAAGAUGUCUGGAAGUUUGCCCCCAACCUCAUAACCGUGAAGAAAUAUGUCUACUUCCAGGGCACAGGGGACAUCAAUGCUCCCUCUGGGUCACGGGAGUCCCAGGCGAGGAGGAGAGUGACUCAGUCUUCUAAAGCUGCCGACGUCGCGGAACACGCUCCGUCCGUCAGGGAGACCGAGGAGGGACGGCAAAUCCCUGGGGUCGAGCAAAGUAACGGCCUUGGGAAGCCCACGAGGGAGCUCAACGGGGGUGUCUCCCCACGGGGGGGCUGGCCCCUGCCUGGGCAGGAGGAGGACAGAGGCGCCCGGCCCGCCACCCAUGGCCCCUUGGCUGAUGGCAGGGGACCCCCAGCAUGUGCUCAGCCGCAUGGUCGGACAUCGCUGGAAAAGCGGCCCGCUCAGGGCACGGCAGGUGGUGACCUGGACUUUGACCUUUCCAGUGACAGCGAGUCGGACGCCCAGUCGUCCUCUGAAGGCGAAAGUGGGGAGAGGAAGGGCCUGGAAAGGCCUCAGGGCUCACGAGAUGCAGGGAAAGUGGCGCAGCGGGGAGGCCCUCUUGGUCCGGGAGGGGAGAGGCCUGCAGGAGCCAGUCCGUGUGGAGAGUCUGCCCCGGGCGAGCCUCUGGAUGCGCAGGACGAGGACGAGCGGGACGGCCUCUGCGGGCUGGGCGGGGGCUCUGCGGACAGGAAGGAGGCCGAGACCGAAUCGCAGAACAGCGAGCAGUCGGGCAUCACGGCAGGCGAGUCCCUGGACCAGAGUGUGGAGGAGGAGGAAGAGGAGGAGGACACGGAUGAGGACGACCACCUGGUCUACCUGGAGGAGAUCCUCGCUCGGGUGCACUCUGAUUACUACGCCAAGUACGACCGCUACCUCCGCGGGGACAGCCAGGAACCCCCCGACAUACGCAAGAUCGUCCCUGAGCUCAAGAGCAGGGUGCUGGCAGACGUGGCCAUAAUAUUUAGCGGGCUGCACCCCACAAACUUCCCCAUCGAGAAGACGCGGGAGCAUUACCACGCCACAGCCCUUGGAGCCAAGAUCCUCACUCAGCUGGUGCUUGACCCCGACGACCCUGACAGGGCCACCCACCUGAUCGCUGCGAGGGCAGGCACAGAGAAGGUGCGCCAGGCCCAGGAAUGCGGGCAACUGCACGUGGUCAACCCCGACUGGCUGUGGAGCUGCCUGGAGCGCUGGGACAGAGUGGAGGAGCAGCUGUUCCCGCUCAGGGCCGACUACGGCCGGGCCCAGAGGGAGGACGGCCCCGCAGCCUUUCCCGACAGGCAGGGUGCACUUCCGACCGCCUUGUUCCACCCGACGCCCGUCCACCCCAGGGCCCAGUCUGGGCCGGAAGUUCGCAUCUACGAUGCCAACACGGGCAAGCUCAUCCGGAAAGGUGCUGUGGGCCCCGGGCCCCCCAGCUCCCUGGCGGUCCACACGGAACACUCCUCCUUCAGAGUGGUUCAGCCGCCACCACAGAUGCUCGCUCAGGAGCUGCCGGACACCCGACGCGGAGAGCGGCCCGGCCCCGGCGGGAGGAAGCGACAGCCCAGCAUGUCAGAGACCAUGCCGCUGUACACGCUGUGUAAGGAGGACUUAGAGAGUAUGGACAAAGAGGUGGAUGACAUCCUAGGAGAGGGCAGUGAUGACAGCGACAGCGAGAAGAGGAGGCCGGAGGAGGAGGGGCCGCAGGAGCGGCCACUGCCCCGGGAGCCCCGGGCCACGCUCGAGGCCACAGCAUCCAGCGAGAGGAGCACGGCAGACAGCCGGGGGCCCAGGAAGGGUGAGACCAGCCUUAGCACACCGCACUGCCACCUGGGCACUGACCGUCUUUCCCUGGUCUUGAGCCACGCACUGGGCUCCGUGGGAACGCCCCGCACGACCACCCGAGUGGGGCUCAUCUGUGUUCUCUCGCUCCCUCUGUUAAUUCCCUGCAAGACGACCCUGUUGCGGGAGAGCCCUUGAUCUGUAGGACGGGUGCACCGUGUCUCUGACGUACCCGGCACCUGCGUGGGGUCGUGUGUGGUCCAGCCCCGCAGGAAUGUGGCUGUGCGGUCUCCUCGGCCACCGAUGGGAGCGACAACACCCACCUCACGGAUUUGGUGGAAAAGAGGGCUCGUGUCACCCCAUGCCAGCACUCCGCGUCAUCGGGAGGUGUCUGAGCACGAGGACGUUGCCGCAGUGAGCCUGUCCAGGUGUGGGCCGCUUCUGUCCCAGGCGCUCCCCAGGUGCAGGUCAGACGUUUCCACAAAAGAUGUUAUCACACAGUAUCGUUGUUGUAAGGUGGCUGUUCUGACGGCUAACUCCUGUCCUGCCCUGGUGCUGCUCUUGGGGGUGGGGGGGUCCCUCCUCUCCCCUCAGGCCCUGCCUGCAGGUGCUCCCCGCCUCUGCCUGGGGAGCCGAGCUUCUCCACGGUUCCCGGUCCCCCCUCCACAGAGGGUCCGGCUGUUUCCUGAGCCUGGGGGCCUUCGUCCCCGCGGGCAGCAGCUGUCUCCGCUCUGUUUUUGCUUUUUGUGUCAAGCUGUCAAAGGGACAAAAGGGAGCUUGGAUGCGGGCCCGGCUCUGGGCCAAGAGCAGACCAUUUGCAUCAGGAGGCACGGGAGAUGGCUCGCGCUCGUUGCUUGGGAAACCUUGCGGCGCGGGCCACAGAGCUGCUCUGACAGUGCUCACGGUUAGGUUGGGUGACGCGUCAUCGUGCCGGGGGAGCUGCCGCUGGUGAGCGCACCCUGGUGGGACACAGACUUCACCCCCCCCCCCCCCCACCCCUCACACUGCAGGCCUGGGGCCCAGCUGGGUGCCCGGGGGAUGGGGCACAGCCAGCACCGUUCACCAGCAGCCGGGACGGGUGUUCCUAUGCUGUAGGUCUGGGGGCCUGGGGAGCGCGGGCCGCACACGCAUCGUGACCGCCCGGUGCCUCCCUGUGAGGCCUCGGGGCCCACCCACUCUUUUCCCCGGGCAGGGCUCAUGGACGUUAUUUCUGUCGGUGGUGUUCACAUACAGUAGUAUGGACAGUGCACACCCCUUUUUAUGGGAAUUAGAUGGCCACCUGACAUUUUUACGGGCGGCGGUCUGUUUCAUCUACGCCUACGUGUCAUUUCUAAACACGUCUCUGUUUUUGUCACCACUCAGCAAAAGGACAGUCAUCCCAGAGGCUUCAGAGUAAUUGUGCUUAAAAUAGCUUUUGUUUCAGGACAUCUUACAAAUCCAAAAUCAACCCUUUGCUGAGCUACCUGUCUCCUCAGGCUCAUGUCUGCCCUGGUUUGGGCCCAACCGGAGCUUCUGGACCUACAGAUGGGCGCCCGGCGCCGGCCACACAGCCCACGUGCUGCAGCCACGGACGCCGUCCCUGCUCCUCGGGGCUCCGGCCUCUCGUGUUCACUUUUGCAGCCUGAGCAGGCCCACCGAUCACCUCAGUUACAGUCCCUGGUGUCUUUCUCAGGGCUUCUGUCCAUUUUGAGUUUAUUGGGUCAGUCGUGUUCUGAUUUGGGAGCGUUUCUCUCCAUUAGGUUACUUCCUGUGUUACCAGUUCGAAAGCGGGUUGUUUCGUAGGUCUUAGGUCACACGUGGCCUCGUCUCGCAGAUCUUUUCUGACCUCGUGUGUGUGGCUCUGCUUGUGGUCUCUUCCGCCCAAACGAAGACUUUCUCGUCUCUACAUCGUUUGGGGGGUUUCUUGUCUUCCUUCAAACUGCAGGUUUCCCUGAACAUGGGCGUGUAUAUCCAUACGUAUUUCUGUGUACGUUUCUUCAAAUUUCCUUUUGCCUAAACGGUGCUGCCACAGGUGUCCAGAUGCAGGGUUCAUCUCAACCCUGCCUCAGAAAUGAACUCAGAGGCCGACUCACAACAGAUUGCGAAGAAAACCUAAGUAUUUGUGACCUCAGGUUACGUGGUCAGUUUUGUACUGAUAGUCCUAAGACUUCUCACCAUUCGGAGUGUGAGAAGCACAAAUCUGUGCGGCACACGCCUGAGAAAUAGUUGCCGUCCGCGCUACGUAAAGAGCUCUCAGGACCGAACGCUCCGACACACCAGCUCGUAAAACGGGGCAGGAGGUGGUCCACACCAUUCGCCCCCAGAGAGAGCUGGGGGGCGUGAGCCGCUGCACGUGGGGCCCCCAAACAGCCCCUUCUUCUGUGCGAAUGGGAGCCGGGCAUGAGGUCCGCGGGCGGGACCCGCUCAGCAGCGUGGCCGCGGGCCCACCACGCGCCCAGCAUCGCACCCGGGAAGGGCACCUUGUGGCUCCUGUGCCCGAGUGCAUCCUGGUGCUGCCGGGCGUCCCACGCUCCGCCAACACCGUAACGGCCGGAGCGGAAAACAGCAGCCACGCACGCGCGUCCCAAGAACUGCAGCGGGCCAAGAGCCUUGAGGCCACGCCGCCCUCCAGGGGGCCAAGGGCAAAGGAGGCCUACGGCCUAGUGUUUGGGGUGAUUUCCCUGAAGCAUCCCUGUGCUCAGAAACCCUUUAUACCGGUUUUGCUUGUAUGUUUGCCAGAGGUCUCCUAAGGGAGCAACGCUAGGUCUUAAUGGUCAGAUGCUGAUAAGAGAAACCCGCUUUGCACUUCAGUGUUGAGCCCAGCUUGUUUUCUGUAACAGCGUAAACGUUUGUUUCCUUAGAAAAUAUUCAGCCGAUGGGAAAAUAAUGGUCGUUUAAACUUUGGACUGAGCGGGUGGCACAAAGUGCUCUGGUGGGUCGGGCGAGGGCACUGCCGCCCUGGCGGUCACGCACGCGGUAGAGCCUGGGGCGCGAGGGACAGUCCAGGGGCUGCUCUUUCUGGGUGUCCUUGCCGGCCUCCCGGCAGGCUCCCGGCGCCUUGUCUGCCGCAGGCACAUCCUCUUCUUAGGUGGGACGGUGACCGAUCAGCAACGUGUCUUUUGUUCCAUCUGGUUUUGCUGGCGGUAUUUCUCUUAAAUAAAUUGUACACCUUUCCUUCCACCAGCACCGUGGUCUCCAAUUUCCUGUACAUGUGUGGUUCUCUACGUUGUAUGUGUGCUGCAUGUGCCUCAGUAUAUACACGCCUGUGUGCGGCUGCCGUGUGUGUGUGUGUGUGUGUGUGUGCGCGCGCGCGCGCGCGCGCCAGCCAGAAAAUCUUCAGGGCCUGCCUGUGUCCCCACCAUCACAGCACAAGAGACAGGGGGGCUGACUCGUGAGGCCCAGGUGCCCCUGUGUGAGGGGAGACCCAGGGCGGGCAUGUGGUCAGGCCGCUUUUCCUCGGCUUGGGGACACCACUCGGGGCCAGCGGGCACCUCCUGGGGGAGUGCUGUGCCCGCCGCGGGCCCCGUGCUGCGGAAAUCUCACGGGCACAGUCUGGUCCGAGUCCGCCAACUCUGUCCCGAGGACGGAGGCAGCCGCCACCAUCGUGGCGUCAUCGGUCAUCAGGGUAAUUCCUCUUAAGCCGCCUGAAGAAAGUGGAGUUUUCGGGCCGGACCGGGUGACGGCCCCGUCUGGUCCCCUGGGAUGUGCCUUGGCUUUCGUGUCUGCAGAAUGGCAUUAGUAGUUCCCACAGCCGACCCAGCCUCUCCAGUCGUGCUUUGCACGUUUGUUCCCGUCUGGUUCUCCUUGGGGCCAAUCAGAGGUGACAGCGUCUGGAGCUCUGGGGAGAAGGCGGUUUGCGAGGGCUCCCCCGGGGGAGGGCAGGGGCCGGACACGGACAGCAGGGGCACGCCCUCCAGGCCUCCCACCGGUCCGCACUCCUCUCCCCACGAGCCGUACGGUUACGGGCGCUCCGUCACCUCCUCCGUGACUCCGUGACUAUCGCUGCCGGGCCACCUCUGGAUGCGGGGGCCUGGCGGCAUGGGAACAGACAGAGCGUGUCCCGGGCCUGCUGGCCCCGCGCGGUUUUGACCCCCGGCUCCAUCUCCUCCUCGCACUGAAACUGUGACAGCGCUUUUGCAUCGAUGGCCCCACGGGACAGCGCCGCGCUGCGUGGGUGCGUCCCGAGGUGCGUGGGUGCUGAUGCGCGUGUGUGUCCCGGUGCGCGUGUGCCUGCCCCCUGCGAGCGUGUCACGGCAUGCGCCUGU